Molecule: messenger RNA, 264 nt
Organism: Prunus armeniaca (apricot)
Lineage: Eukaryota; Viridiplantae; Streptophyta; Magnoliopsida; Rosales; Rosaceae
Source: the annotation of a GenBank genome assembly
AUGAUGACAUGCAAGACGCUCAUUACACAUCUCAAAAAGGGAAAGGAGAGGCUACCCUCACAUCCCGGGUCAGACCCGGACAUUAAUCAGGAAGGACUUACGCAAGGACCCGUAUGCCACGCAGCCACCUGUAUGGAUUUACAUAAGAAUUUUACAGAUUACCCACCAAACAAAUACACUAUUGCUGGCAGCGGGACUCCAAUAUUGAUGGAGUGUCACAAUCCAGAGACCUUACUAACUGAAUCAACCUGUGUUGGCCGCUAG